UAAGUACGAGGUAUCGCGAGACCAACAACCGGUGAUUAUCAAUUUUAUUAAAACGCCUUUAAAAACUCCUCCAAUAUCUUAUCAAUAAUAUAGAUUUUGGCGUAGAUAGCGUUUUGUCGUUAUUCAAUAGAGGUUAGAUCUCCAAUCUUUAACAAAUAUCGAUAACAUACUCAAACACAAACGAAUUAGUUGAACCACGUUUUCUUCUAAAUUUUCAAAAGCCGAACUUUUCUCAACAUCCAUUAUCGACAGCACGUCCAGUUUUGUCCCACCUGAACGAAUGAUCGAAGAAAAUAAAUACAACGGCAACUUUUUCUAUCGUGAACUGACGAAUGGGGUAUCACCGGAUAUCGGCAAAACUUUGCGGAAACUUUUUUGAUAAAAUGCACGAGACGCCACUCUUAGCGCACAAACUUUAGAAAGUUGCAACCGAAUUUUCAAUCCGUGACCAUCGAAAUGCAUUUAGGAUAUGUUGCGAACCGAAGUGGAUUUGAAUGUCUGGUAAAGUUGUGAAUUUUACCUGCAAUCUCAAAUACACGUAAAGUCAUUUAUUCAUACUUCCAAUUUAACUUUAACAUGAUGAUAAGUUCUUUCCCCGUUAAAUUACAUUUAUGAAAUAUAGCUCUAAAGCAUUUACAACCAAAUCAAUUACCCACCGUGUAAAAAUAAACGUGUAAUGUUACAUCAAUACCGUUACCAUGGGAAUUAAUAAUUUAAGGUUGGGUUAAGGGUUGUAUUGUCGCAAGGGUUCGUCGUCUAAAAUGGCCAAGAAAGGCCAGGUUCAACUACAAGUUGAAGUCGCAAAUGACGACGACUGGGCUAAAUUAUUAGAGAGAGAAGGGCUAAUAUUUGUCGAUGUAUAUACGGAGUGGUGCGGGCCAUGUUCUGCAAUGGCUGGAAAUUUAAAGAAGAUCAAAUUAGAAGUGGGUGGGGAUAAUCUACAUUUGGCUGUGGCUAAAUGCAACAACAUAACGGAUUUGGCAAGAUUUAGCUCUAAAAGUGAACCAACAUGGAUGUUCAUAUCCGGAGGUAAACUGGUCAAUUUAGUAUUCGGAAUAAAUUCCCCGAGCUUACAAAGAUUGCUUCUGGAGGAAUUGAAAAAUGAACAAGCUGUAAGAGAAGGGACUUUGCAUAGAGAAGGUGUUGAUAUAACCACUCUUUCACCACAAGAACAAGCCGAAAUCGACCUGAAAAAUGAAAAGAAAAAAAGAAAAGAGGAAAAAGAAAAUGCUGCUAAAAUAAAGGCACGAGCAGAAAGACUGCAAGUAAUCACAGAUGCUGUUGCGCAAAUUCCACAGCAACGUUUUGGGUUCUUUUUUAUACAUCCUUACGCUCAUGACAGAAUGGAUCUUGUGAAAGAUACAAUAUGGACUGUACAUAAACAGGCAAAUUCCGAAAAGAUUGACUUGACUACUAUUAACUUAGACGAUUUGUUGUAUUAUUCGGAUUAUCGAUUCCCACCGGAAGUUUUAGAACAAGCGGCAACCGCUAAAUGUACAGCUUAUGUAGUUAAAAAUGAUGAUCCCGAUGUUGAUAUGGACGAAGAACUGGCACAACUCGUAUAUGGAGAAUCGAAAGUACCUCCUGGCGACCCUGACUCCUUGGGGGAUCGUUUACUAACUCCUUACACCCCACCAGAACUUACUGCAGACCAAAAAAUGGAUCAAAUGCAAAAGGCAGCAAGUGCAGUAAAAGCAGAAACAGUACCAGAAGAACAACAGGAAGAACAGCCACAACAAACAGAACCAGCUGCCCCCGAAGAAAAGGAACAAGUUAUGAUGGAAGGUAUUUGGAUACCAUCUAACGAAAGAACUCGACAUAUGGCUAUGUAUUUGUUCUUUCCGGCUAUGGCCAGUGCUCACGUCCCACCAGAACCUGAACCUGAACCACCACACAUUGCUGUGGUCUAUGAUACUUGGAAACAAAAUGAUAUAUUAUGCGCUAUGGAAGACUAUCCAAACGAAGUAAUGCAUCUGGGAUUCUUUACUGAUGAAGACCCAGAUGUUGCUACGUUGAUUUGUAAGACACCAGCAGCUUAUGCGCGGAGAAGAGCCGAUCAACCAGGAAAACUAGUAAUACAAUUAUCUAAGAAACACAGUACAACUGUGUAUGCAUUUGGUCAAAUCGGACCGACAUAUAUGAGUAUAGAUGAGGAAGUUGGUGAAGAAGAUUGCGAAAAAUUCUUUCCAGAGGGUUACGGUGAUGAUGAAGAUACUAGUAAAUUCGUUGCGUUACAUGUACCGAAAGCCGAAGACUAUGGAUUUGUCGAAGGUUUAGCUGCAGGAGAUGAUCACGAGCACUUUGUACAUGAAGAACUCGAAGACGAAGAAGUCCAAGAUGAAGACGACGGACAAUAUGAAGAGGAGGAAGAAGAAGAAGGAGAUGUGCAACCACCCGAAGUAGUUUCUUAACCACUAUUACUGCUUUCAUUACAUGUACCUACCUAACCAUUUCCUCUCAAUAUAUGUGUGUAGUAUGUGUUGUACCAU
This is a messenger RNA of Onthophagus taurus, 2489 nucleotides long. RefSeq lists its product as uncharacterized. The record is from RefSeq and is a predicted model, not a curated record. NCBI's taxonomy places the organism in Eukaryota, Metazoa, Arthropoda, Insecta, Coleoptera, Scarabaeidae.